Oncorhynchus kisutch (coho salmon) is the source of this 2400-nucleotide messenger RNA. RefSeq names its product LIM/homeobox protein Lhx5. Lineage: Eukaryota; Metazoa; Chordata; Actinopteri; Salmoniformes; Salmonidae. Bases 519 to 1703 code for a protein of 394 amino acids. Gene Ontology annotation, cellular component: nucleus. The record is from RefSeq and is a predicted model, not a curated record. The transcript has 5 exons. Gene Ontology annotation, biological process: regulation of transcription by RNA polymerase II; neuron differentiation. Gene Ontology annotation, molecular function: zinc ion binding; DNA-binding transcription factor activity, RNA polymerase II-specific; RNA polymerase II transcription regulatory region sequence-specific DNA binding.
GGGCACAGUGAUGCGAAACGUGUCCACGUGAGGUGAGCGAAGGCGAAGAAGUGGAACCUAAAAACAAAAGAUGACAGAAUAAUAAAAGAAAGGGCUAUUUACAACAACAACAAAAUAAUAACUUUGCUACAGCCCCAUGCAACGUAUUCUCUACAGCGUGGAAGAACAGGCUUUUCAGGUGACCAUUUUUAUGCCCGUCAAUGAAGAGGAAUAGGUGCUUUUUAAAUUCACCUUUCUAUCUUCUGGAUUUUGGAUUGUGACAAGUGCCAGGACAGGACAGGGGCGUCCAGAACCAGAAGUACCGAAAAGGAACUUCGGGGAGUGUUCACCUAUAGCCUGCCUUUAAACGGUAGGGGAUAGGGUCUUCUCACCGCCCACCCACCUGACGGAACAUUCGCGUCUGCUUUGUCCCAAACCCCGGAGCCAAGACGUUGCUGCGCAGAGAGCCGUGUGGCCCCAGACCCAGCACCGGAGCCCGCGUGGGAAGGUCGGUCCUCGGUGUCCUCCAGACAGGCGGGAUGAUGGUCCACUGCGCCGGGUGCGACAGGCCCAUCCUGGACCGGUUCCUGCUUAACGUGUUGGACCAAGCCUGGCACGCCAAAUGCGUCCAGUGCUGCGAGUGCAACUGUAAUCUGACAGAGAAGUGCUUCUCCCGGGAUGGGAAACUCUAUUGUAAAAUGGACUUUUUCAGGAGGUUUGGGACGAAGUGCGCAGGAUGCCUCCAAGGCAUCUCUCCCAGUGAUCUGGUGCGCAAGGCGCGCAGCAAGGUGUUCCAUCUCAACUGCUUCACGUGCAUGGUGUGCAACAAGCAGCUGUCCACCGGCGAGGAACUCUAUGUUAUCGACGAAAAUAAAUUUGUUUGUAAAGAAGACUACCUGAGCUCAGGGGCGAUCAAGGAAGUCAACUUGAAUUCAGUGUCAUCAUGCACAGACAGAAGUUUAUCGCCGGACCUCCAGGACCCGAUGCAGGACGACACAAAAGAGACGGACAAUUCCACAUGCUCAGAUAAGGACACGAACAAUAACGAGAAUGAGGAGCAGAGUUCGGGUACGAAGCGGCGAGGUCCGCGAACCACCAUCAAAGCCAAGCAGCUGGAAACGCUGAAGGCUGCCUUCGUGGCCACGCCGAAACCCACCCGACACAUCCGAGAACAGUUGGCCCAGGAGACGGGACUCAACAUGCGGGUUAUACAGGUGUGGUUCCAGAACCGUCGGUCUAAGGAGCGGAGGAUGAAGCAGCUGAGUGCUCUGGGGGCCCGGCGGCACGCCUUCUUCAGAGGGCCCAGGAGGAUGAGGUCCAUGGGGGGACGACUGGAGGACCCAGACAUACUGGGGCCUGGGGCCUACGGAUACUACACAGAGUACCAGGGCGACUACUACGGAGGGGGAAACUAUGAAUUCUUCCCCCACGGCCCUCCCUCCUCUCAGGCUCAGUCUCCAGCAGAAUCCCCCUACAUCCAUGGAGGGACCAUGGAUGGCUCUGUGUCAGCCCACCACCCCUCUGACGACCAGAGGUUCACGGACAUGAUCUCCCACGCAGAUACCCCCAGCCCAGAGCCCGGCCUGCCCAGCUCCCUGCAUCCUGUCCCUGGUGAGGCAUACGGAGGGGGGCCCAGCCCACCAUUCUCCCUGGCUAGUAACUCCAGCUACAGCGCCCCCAUGUCCCACCCUGGACAGGAGAUGGGAGAGACCACCGUCUGGUAGACUAGAGCCUGGGUCUGGGUCUGGGAAAGGGAUGAGGGUUUCGUUGGGGGGAGGGUGAACUUCCCAUUUUAGAUUUCAAUCUACACGAGAGAUGAAUUUGAAGACAUUAUGAAUAAGUAGUUAUGAAUUAAAAAUGGCGUUUAUGUAUUUGUUAAUGGGGAUUUUUCUAUUCACGGAUUGGUAUUUUUGAAUUGACUUGCUGAAUUGAUGGAGUUGAAAUGGAAUUGUUCCCCCCGACUCUUAUCCUUCACGUGAAGGACUGAGGAUGGAAGAUGGGGUGGCUUUGCUGGACACAUCUGAAGUUUGUUGUACUAUUCGCUGGCCUAUUCGGCCCGGUUAGUAGAAAUACACUCCCACCCACCUCUGGGAAAAAUAAACUGGGAUUGGAGAAAGAAAGACAUUCAGCGGUUCCUCUUGCCCCAGUAUCACUCCCCCCUCCCCCCUCCCACUAAGGACACGUGAUAUUGCAGAGAGAGAUAAAGAAAGAAUACAAGCCAAAAGGGACGCUUUAUGUAUUUUAUUUUUUGGUUUCAAAACUGUCUUGGUUUUUUAUUCUAGCCUACUGUUUCUUAAAGGCACAGUGUUGUAGGCCUAACUGGUCAGUUCCUCUUCUGCAUAACAGAUGUUUUACUGGUACAUCAGUCUCCUAUUGUAAUAUUGCUUCCAAUACAAUGUUCAAAUACAGACAAAUACACUU